Messenger RNA from Brassica rapa (field mustard), 1282 nucleotides. Its product is annotated as probable carbohydrate esterase At4g34215. The record is from RefSeq and is a predicted model, not a curated record. NCBI's taxonomy places the organism in Eukaryota, Viridiplantae, Streptophyta, Magnoliopsida, Brassicales, Brassicaceae.
UCGGUUUAAGGUUUGAUGACAUUGGAAUGAUUCUUCUUGGUUUUAUUGAGAUCACAUGUUUCGCUUAUGAAUAGUAUAUUAUAUGUCACGAUUUUACCGUUAUGCUACGCUAUUAAUUAAUCAAAGUUUUAAGUCAUCUUUAUAGGUGUAGGUAUCGAGUACAAAACCAGUUUCAUUUUAAAAAUUCAACUUGUGCAUGAAAAGGUAUCAAACAAAUGAUUCUUCUUUGUGUGUAAAAGGAAAAAAAGAGUGUAAAAGAAGAGUUUUGAUUAAACAAGAAGAAAGAUACAAAACAAUAAGAAGAAAACAACAUUAUUAUUCUCUCUUGCAUCUUACUCCCACUCUUAUUCGGAUCUCGAUCUCGACCUCCAUUUCCUUAAAAAAAAAACAAAGAACAAGAUGAUCUUCUUCCUCUUCAUCAUGAUGUUUGGUCUAUCUUCAUUGCAAAUCCAAUCUCAAACCAUCCCAAGAAACAUCAGCAUUUUCAUAUUAGCCGGUCAAAGCAACAUGGCGGGUCGGGGCGGCGUUUAUAACGACACCGCCAAGAACAUCACCGUGUGGGACGGCGUUAUUCCACGGGAAUGUAGAUCAAACCCUUCGAUCCUCCGUCUCACAGCCAAGCUCGAGUGGGAGGAAGCUAACGAGCCACUCCACGCUGAUAUAGACGUUAACAAGACUAAUGGUGUUGGACCGGGGAUGCCAUUUGCUAACCGGGUGGUUAACCGUUUUGGUUAUGUUGGUUUGGUUCCGUGCUCUAUUGGUGGGACUAAACUAAGUCAAUGGCAAAAGGGUGAGUUCUUGUACGAGGAAACGGUGAGGAGAGCUAAAGCUGCGAUGUUGGCUAGUGGAGGUGGCUCGUACGAGGCCGUUUUGUGGUAUCAGGGUGAGUCUGAUACGGUGGAUAUGGUGGAUGCUUCAGUAUAUAAAAACAGACUAGUCCAGUUUUUUAGUGAUCUACGAAAUGAUUUACAACAUCCAAAUCUUCCUAUUAUCCAGGUGGCUCUUGCUACAGGCGCAGGACCAUAUCUUGACGCGGUAAGGAAAGCACAACUGGAGACGGGUCUUGAGAACGUGCAUUGUGUUGACGCAAAGGGCCUACCUCUUGAACCGGACGGCUUGCAUCUGACCACGUCUUCUCAGGUCCGGCUAGGAGAGAUGAUGGUCGAUGCGUUUUUGGCCAUUCCCAAUUCAGCCGAAUUACACUCUGGCUUCUCUGUCCUUGUUCUGUUUUGUCUAUUCUUUUUAUAGUAUUUUUGGACCUACAUUGAACAUUUUUUGGAUA